Molecule: messenger RNA, 523 nt
Organism: Teleopsis dalmanni
Lineage: Eukaryota; Metazoa; Arthropoda; Insecta; Diptera; Diopsidae
Product: HIG1 domain family member 2A, mitochondrial
Exons: 2
Coding region: 108-425 (105 amino acids)
Biological process (GO): mitochondrial respirasome assembly
Cellular component (GO): mitochondrion
Source: RefSeq, a predicted model, not a curated record
UAUAAGUAACAUUAUUCUUAUAUUCCGAACAAUUCCUUAUCAUAUGUGAGCGCUGUCAUAACAAAUUUUGUUUGCUACAUCCAGUGUGUUAACAUAAAAAUAAAAUAAUGGCUGGGAAAGUUGAAGAAAUUACACUUUCAAAUGAGGAACUCGAAUGGAUUCAAAUGCGUCGCGAUUUCGAUUCAUUACGUCAGGAGACGGUAAAGGAAAAAAUGCUUCGUAAAAUAAAAAGCAACCCGCUAGUUCCUAUAGGUUGUUUAGCUACAGCCGCAGCCCUAUCAGUUGGUUUGUAUAAUUUUCGGACGGGUAAUAGGAAGAUGUCACAACUUAUGAUGCGCGCACGUAUAGCAGCACAGGGAUUUACUGUAAUUGCUUUAGUUACAGGUGUCGUGCUAACAUACGGCCAAAAGAGUGAUAAAGAGUAAAAAACAGUUAUAGAAGAUAAACCUAGUAGACACUACUGACCUCACUUAUUGUUUUAUUUUAUAAUAUUAUUAAUAAUAAAAAUGAAAUUACUUAUGUA